This is a messenger RNA of Triticum aestivum (bread wheat), 1839 nucleotides long. RefSeq lists its product as uncharacterized. Gene Ontology annotation, molecular function: protein binding. Bases 63 to 1004 code for a protein of 313 amino acids. The transcript has 2 exons. NCBI's taxonomy places the organism in Eukaryota, Viridiplantae, Streptophyta, Magnoliopsida, Poales, Poaceae. The record is from RefSeq and is a predicted model, not a curated record.
CCAUCUCUCCCGUCGAGGUCGAGGGUUUCCUCCUCACGUUCCCCACUCCCCAAUCCAAUCCAAUGGCGACCACCACCAACAAGAUAAUGGCGUCGUCUGUCACGGACAUCCCCGACCACCUCCUCGCGGAGAUCUUCCUCCGGCUGCCCAACCCACAAGACCUCGUCCGCGCCUCCGCCGCCUGCCCCACCUUCCGCCGAAUCUCCACCGACAGGUCAUUCCUCCGCUGCUUCCGCCGCCUCCACUCACCACCGAUUCUCGGAUUCCUCGACCGCGGCGGCUUCCACCCAGCCAUGCCGCCUCACCCGUCCGCUCCCGCCGCCCGUGCGCUCGCCGAUUUCACCUUCUCCUUCCUCCCCUCCCACCGCCGCUGGACCGUGCAGGACGUCCGCGACGGCCGCGUCCUCCUCGCCCGCAACAUCGGACAACAUGGGCAGCCCCCGGCCUUCAGAGAUCUCGCGGUGUGCGACCCCUUGCACCGCCGGUACGUCCUGCUUCCCCCUUUACCUCACGGCCUAGCCGCUUCGCUUGAGCACCCGUUCCCCCGGGUAAGCGAGGACCGCUGGAAGCGCUUCCUCGUCCCCCUCGGCGAGGACGAGGCAGCGGCUGGAGAGACAACGUUCAGAGUCAUCUUGAUGGCGCAUCGCAAAACCAGUCUGUCUGCCUUCUACUUCUCUUCCAGCACCGAUCAAUGGCAAGCCGCGUCCAAGGGUUUGAAUGAUUUGGCCCUUGGCAAGCGCGACAUGGUGGAGAUGUCAAGCGUCCAGCCUUAUAUUCACAGGCGCCAUUAUGCUUAUGGUUGUUUCUACUGGGACUGGUUGAAUUUCGGGAUGAAAAAGUUGCUCUUGCUUGACACCGCCACGAUGGAGUUCUCCACUGCUGACCUCCCGCCAGGAAAAUGGAGCAAGCAAGGUAUAGCCAUUGUGGAGGCAGGGGAAGGCAGGCUUGGGAUGUUUGGUUUCCACCGUGAAACUGCAUCCGAUCUAAGCUAUACCGUUGCAUAGAACAAAGGCAAGAGUCCCAACCAGUGGCAGAUGGAGAAGACAAUCUCACUAGAUUCUGGGUACAAAUAUUCUAUCAAAGAUGCAACACAGAGGUACUUUCUCUUGACAAGGAUAGAAGCCUCAUCGCCAGAGAAUCGACUUGUUGGAUUUUUCUCAAUGGAUGUCAAGACGUUGCAGCUUCAAAGGGUUUAUGAGACACAGCACCAUUCUAAGUAUCAUACAUACGCAUACAUCAACUUCCCACCAUCAUUGUUGUCUUCAAGGAGAAUAUGAAGCGAUUCGGUGGAGUCGUCAUCAGAUCAGCUUUCUGAGUUCAAAGCGACCGCGGUUCUGAUAGCAUGGGGUUGUGAGUUGUGACAGAAGUGAUCACCUACCUUUCUGACACCAUGGCGCAUGACUGUGAAUUCAUCUGGCAAUAGUCAUGUGUAAGGUUAUCUUAUUUUGAAUUUUUUUCAAAACUGUGAUAGAUUUUAUAGCAUUUUCGGAAACUAUAUGACGUAAUGCAAAAAAACCACAACUAGUAGCCCGUCGGCCAUCCUCUGGCCGAAGUAGGGCCUUUCGGCCAAAGCUAGGCCGAAGUAGGGCUUUUCGGCCAAAGCUAGGCCGAAGUAGGUGAUUUCGGCCAUCAUUAGGCCGAAGUAGGUGAUUUCGGCCAUCAUUAGGCCGAAGUGGAGCAUUUCGGCCAAAGCUAGGCCGAAAUAGACUUUUUGGUCUAGUCUAGGCCGAAAAGUACUACUUCGGUCUCAUGUAGGCCGAAGUUGCAUGGCUCGUGCUGAAAUGUUCCCGCCACCCCUUCCCGCCACCCGUUUCCCGCCAACCCCUUCCCGCCACCCGU